UUCUGUCAUCUGAUAAAAUUCCUGCAGCACACAGGACCUGCCUCUCUUCCUACUCUGAGCACACUUGUGGCCAAAGCUGCAUAUUGCUGCCUGGGGGGCCUCCUAAUAGCCGUGUUUCAUCAUCUUCAGCUGCCUGAAUGAUGGCUCUGCUAUUCUUCUUGAUUCUUGCCAUCUGCACUGGACCUGGCCUCUUAGAGUCUCCAUCCAGAGUGCGACUGGUGGGAGGCCCCCACCGCUGUGAAGGGAGAGUGGAGGUGGAACGGAAUGGCCAGUGGGGCACUGUGUGUGAUGACGGCUGGGACCUGAAGGAUGUGGCUGUGGUGUGCCGGGAGCUCGGCUGUGGAGUGGCCAGGAAAACCCCCAGUGGUGGUUUAUAUGGGCCAUUGACAGAAAAAGGGCAAAGUGUCCUCAUCCAAGAUGUCAACUGCAAUGGGAUGGAAGACACCCUGGCUCAAUGUGAGCAAAGCGAAGAUGUUUUCAAUUGCCAUCAUGAAGAGGAUGCUGGGGCAUUAUGCGAGAACCCAGAGAGCCCUUUCUCUCCAGUUCCAGAAAGUGUGCGGCUGGUUGAUGGCCCUGGGCGUUGCAAGGGGCGAGUGGAGGUUCAGCACCAGGGCCAGUGGAGCACCGUGUGCAAAACAGGCUGGAACCUCCGGGCCGCCAAGGUGGUGUGCCGGCAACUGGGAUGCGGCAGGGCCCUCCUGACCCAAAGCCACUGUAACAAGGCUGUCCAGGGCCAAGGACCCAUCUGGAUGAGUGAGAUGUCCUGCUCAGGACGAGAAGCAACCCUUCAGGAUUGCCUCUCUGGGCCUUGGGGGAGGCACAACUGCACCCACGAUGAGGACACCUGGGUGGAAUGUGAAGAUGCCUUUGACCUGAGGCUGGUAGGAAGAGAUAAUCAAUGCGCUGGGCGACUGGAGGUGCUGCACAAGGGCAUGUGGGGCUCUGUCUGUGAUGAUGGAUGGGGAGAAAAGGAGGACCAAGUGGUGUGCAAGCAGCUGGGCUGUGGCAAGUCCCUCUCUUCAUCCUCCAAAGCCCGGAAAACCUAUGGCCCUGGGGUUGGCCGCAUCUGGCUGGAUGAUGUUCGUUGCUCAGGGCAAGAGCAGUCCCUGGAGCAGUGCAAGCAUAGGUUUUGGGGGUAUCAUGACUGCACCCACAAAGAAGAUGUGGCUGUGAUCUGCUCAGGAUAGUAUCCUGGCCUUGAUGCUUGACCUGGUUCCUGCUGGUCCCAUGUGCCCCCUGCUUGUGCCCCUGGGCCCUGAUUAUCCUAGUGGUCAUGCUGGGCCUCAGAGUCAAGUCACCACCCUCCCUCAGUCUCCCGGGAGUCUGAAUGCCAUGGAGACACCUUGCUCUCUCAGGGUCGAGCACUCGACGUGAUGCCUUGAGACAUGAGUUGUUGAGUUUCCCUGCUGGGAAAGAUGAGCUUCGCCGCCCCAGGCUCUCCGCUCACACCUUGGCAUUGGUUCUGGCCUUCUCUGCCUCUUCUCAACCUGCCUGGAAUCCUCAGACCUACCACUCUGUCCAAAAGUGCAGGCCCUUACUAAGGCAAGAUGAAAGGAAGGAAACAACUGAGGGAAAAUUUUAAAGGAAGCGUGUGUAGAAAAAUUUUUGGAACUGGGGUGGAGAGGGUGUGACAGAGACUUUUUGAAAUCUUCUUCUCAAGCUUCAACAGAUCAUAACAAUAACCCCUCUCACUUCUCUGCCAGUUCUUUAAGAGGGUAGUUCACCGUUUCAAGAGCGUAGCAGAGCAGCAAUCUGUAGUCCUGAACCUUUUCACAACAUCACAAAAAAGAUAUUUCACCUUCUGACUGUUCCCAUAAAAUACUUCUGUAAUCUAUCCUGGUACAUCCUGCCAAUGCAGUUGGCAUUUAACAAAAGGAAUCUCAGAAAUGCACUUUACUUUAUCCAAAGAAAACUCUUAUUGGUUCCUGGGAAAAGGUUGGGAGAGAGGGGGACAGAGGUUGGGAGAGCUACAGUUGUGUCUCAUACCAAUCAGAAAGUACCAUUUUCAUUUUAAUGGAGAUAUGUAAACCUAAGGUAUGUAAUGACACUAAGGAGAGAAUCAAGAUUUAACUGUAAAAAUCAGCAACUAUGGACUCAGAGGCUAAGUUCAUACUUACUUUAUGGUGAGGAUUACACUGUGCAAUAAACCAGAUCUCGCAGUUACCACAGUUGUCUGGG
Messenger RNA from Sciurus carolinensis (gray squirrel), 2178 nucleotides. It is a transcript of the gene Cd5l, whose product is annotated as CD5 molecule like. The record is from RefSeq and is a predicted model, not a curated record. Gene Ontology annotation, cellular component: membrane. The coding region runs from base 138 to 1187 and encodes 349 amino acids. The transcript is spliced from 6 exons. NCBI's taxonomy places the organism in Eukaryota, Metazoa, Chordata, Mammalia, Rodentia, Sciuridae.